AUGACGUCUGCAAUUCCGUACGACCCGGAAGAUUUUGAUAACAAUCCAUUUUCGGAGCACAGUGUGAUACAGACUGGGGACGGCUUUGUGGGAGGACCUGUAGGGUCUGUUUAUUACAAUGAUAACGGGGAAGAACAAGACGCAGAUCCCAGUCCACAGCCCGAACAGCCUGUGGCCCCAUCAGUGAUAUCUGAGGACCAUUCCAAAGAUCCUGAUUCGUUUUUCCACAAGGAAGUGUCGCAAUUGGACCUGAAGAAGUUUGUACCAGAGCGUUUCCACGCUAAAUCGUUUGGAAUGGCCAUCAAAGUGGCGGACAUCGAAAAGAAUGGAAACACAUCUUCCGCUUACCGGAAUCCCAUAGUCAAGUUGAAUGCGGAAGUGCGGAAACUUCCUGGCUUCAGAAAAACUGCCUACAAGGAGAUAAGAAGGACAUACAAGGAGCUUGAUGCUCUCUACAGAUACUUGAUGUAUAACAACAUCGAAGUGUUCGUACCAGCCCUGCCGGCUAUUCCUACCCUGUACAACUUUGGAAGCAUAGAAUUUCAGACGACGCUGACGAAUCUGCUCCAGGACUGGUUCAACCGUAUCACGAGUAACGCGAUUUUGGUGAGGAACCAGGAGUUCGUUCUUUUUCUGGAACAAAAUGAUUUUAGUUAUUCGCCUUCGAAGACAAAGCCAGCAACGAACUCAAUUAUGGCAACUGGUUUGAAGAGAAAGACUCUCAAACAAUUACACCCCCCCUACGAUGCCUCGCAAGAACUGGCUGAGUUCAGACCUCUGAUCAAGUCUGUGUAUCUAGCUUCGCAGGGAUUGGUGCGGAAUCUGGAGAAAAUUGCCAAGCUGGAGAAAAAUGCAAAUACUAGCAUUUCGGAUUUUUAUUCGAAGCUGCAGGAACUAUCUGGGUUGGAACUUGUGAGCCAGGACAUGGCUAACAUGUGGCUUAAGCUGAAUAAAGUGUUGCAACUGGCCAACGAGAUGGAACUUGUGAAACACCUGAAUUUUUCCUCGGUACUUAUAGAACAAUUUCUGCUAGUUACAGAGGACACAUACAACAUCAAGGAGGCCUUGACGAAUCGCCAUCUUCUCAUGAGGGAGCUGGUUCAGGCGGAAGAGUCCACCAAACGGAAACAUGCAAACAUUUCCCGCUUGAAGAGCAAAUCAAUUAUUGACCCCUUAAAAGUGGACGAGGCCAUCAAGGCUUUGGAUGCUGCCACGAACUGGGAGAAAGAACUAACCUUUCAAGUGAAACGAACUACUUACAACAUGUUGCUGGAAUCGAGAGAAUAUACCGAUUUUCUGACAGUUUCUCUCAGAAAGACCUUCAAGCAGCUUGCUCAGCAGCAAAUCCAAGCCGAACGCAAAAAGUUGGCUCUAUUGCACUCCACAAAAUUGAUUCCUCCUAGCGACUCUCUGGCUAGACUAGGCAGAGAACAUACUACAGCCAGACUGAAAUCGCCAUCUCGUGUUCCCACAGAGAGGAACGGCAAUUCGUGGACUUCCAGACCCAAACUGGUGUUUGAUAACGAGUCGCCCCAGAAGCCCGUCACUGAGGAAUACAGCGAGUAUUUGAGCGAUUCCAAGGCUUCAGCCCCGGUGCCUGACUUGACCUCUAAGGGCGAGGUAGUGGCCGAAGAGAUGAGUGUGGAUGCCAAGAGUGCGGCGACGUUAUUGGCAGGGUCGACAUUUUGA
This is a messenger RNA of Kuraishia capsulata CBS 1993, 1689 nucleotides long. RefSeq lists its product as uncharacterized. NCBI's taxonomy places the organism in Eukaryota, Fungi, Ascomycota, Pichiomycetes, Pichiales, Pichiaceae. The transcript has a single exon. Gene Ontology annotation, cellular component: endosome; retromer, tubulation complex; retromer complex. The record is from RefSeq and is a predicted model, not a curated record. Bases 1 to 1689 code for a protein of 562 amino acids. Gene Ontology annotation, biological process: retrograde transport, endosome to Golgi; intracellular protein transport. Gene Ontology annotation, molecular function: phosphatidylinositol-3-phosphate binding.